This is a messenger RNA of Centropristis striata (black sea bass), 1810 nucleotides long. Its product is annotated as complement C1q tumor necrosis factor-related protein 7. The coding region runs from base 602 to 1489 and encodes 295 amino acids. The transcript is spliced from 3 exons. Gene Ontology annotation, molecular function: protein binding. Lineage: Eukaryota; Metazoa; Chordata; Actinopteri; Perciformes; Serranidae. The record is from RefSeq and is a predicted model, not a curated record.
ACACAUAUAAAUUGGGGAAAAAUUGUAGGUGGCCUCAGUUGAACAUAUCUGGCUAGGAAGUAAUCCCCAAACACUUCCAUACAUCAGCUCUGGCCCCAUCUAGGGGUGAUUGUCAGAAAUACAAAUGAGAUCAACACUGAGGUCAAAAUGGCACAAAUGACUGGUCCCCAUUUAUUAAUCUGACUUUUCAUGGAACAACAGCUUUCUGCAGAGUCUAAGCUGCUGACCUCUACACUGAGUGUGUCAGAUUUAAGGAGUCUUCAUCCAUGACAUAAUGGAGUCGAUUUUGUACGCACAUAGCGGCUGUGUGGAUCAUAGUUGUUUGCUUUGGGAAGUUUAUGGGCAAGAGAAAAGGGAGUGGAUAAGGGGAGGAGGGGCAGGAGGAGGGAGGGUGGGAUGGAGUGAGAGCAAACUGCUGCUGCUGCACUACAAAACGCUGUCAGUAGCGAAGCAGCUGAGCUCUGCAAGAAGAUAUCAGAGAGCACAGCAGAAAAAAAGGGAGAAUAACAUGUUAACCAGGGGGUCAAAUCAUCAUAAAGACUGGAAUCUGAGCAGAUAGGACGAAGACACUCAACACUGAGCAUUCUGAUCAGCUUUGGAGAUGAAUAGCUGCCAACUGUGGGAUUUGAAGAUGUGGGCGUUGAUGGGAGUAGUCUGUCUGUGCCACUGUGUCUUUGGACAGCUGUUUGAGACCAAACUGAAAGGAGCACCACGUCUGAUCUGCAGUGUCCCCGGGUCACCGGGCUUGCCUGGCAAACCUGGUCCCAGUGGUCCCCCAGGAGCAGAUGGGAAUGUGGGUAUCCCGGGAAGAGAUGGCAGAGAUGGCAGGAAGGGUGAAAAGGGAGAAAAGGGAGAACCAGGGUUGAAAGGCAGAGUUGGACCAACAGGUAAGAUUGGUGGUCGAGGUGAUCGUGGCCCUGCAGGGAAACGAGGCCCUACAGGAGAGAACGGCGGUGUUGGUUUACCUGGUUCUACAGGCCGCGAAGGAGAGAAAGGAGACAAGGGACAAAGAGGACCACGUGGAACUCCAGGAAUCUGCAAGUGUGGCAGCCUGUUGCCUAAAUCUGCCUUCUCAGUGGGGAUCACCAGCAGCUACCCUGCUGAGAAAAUCCCCAUAAAGUUCAACAAGAUCCUGUUUGAUGAGGGUGGACACUACAACCCACAGACGGGAAAGUUCAUCUGUGCAUUCCCAGGCAUUUAUUAUUUCUCCUAUGACAUUACGCUGGCCAACAAACACCUUGCCAUUGGUCUGGUGCAGAAUGGUCAGUAUCGGAUUAAAACCUUUGAUGCCAACACAGGGAACCACGACGUAGCAUCAGGGUCUACUGUGAUAUACCUGAACCCAGAAGAUGAGGUGUGGCUGGAGAUCUUCUUCAAUGAUCAGAAUGGUUUAUUUGCAGACCCAGGCUGGGCUGACAGCUUGUUCUCUGGAUUUCUUAUCUAUGCAGACACAAACUAUUUUGACACACUGGCAGAGGACUAUGCAUAGAACCUGGAAAACACAAAGCACAAACUGCUCAUUUUGAUUGUUUUAUUACAUAUAUGGUAUGUUCAAACUAUAUUUUUAUACAAAUGUUUGUACUGCUAGGUAUAUUAUUAUUAUUAUUAUUAUUAUUAUUAUUAUUAUUAUAGAGACUUAUCUACUGAUUUGUAAUUAUAUUAUUUCAUAAAGCUUGAAUACGUUUUUGAUUUAUUUGUUUUGGCUGGGAGUUGGAUCAUUAAUAACUUAAAUAAACAUCUUGGACUGAUAGUGUUUGGUUACAAGAAAGCUAACAAGAAGCAUGUGUGAAACGAAGGCAUAACGAAAUAU